Molecule: messenger RNA, 4622 nt
Organism: Phasianus colchicus (ring-necked pheasant)
Lineage: Eukaryota; Metazoa; Chordata; Aves; Galliformes; Phasianidae
Source: RefSeq, a predicted model, not a curated record
GGCCUCCGGCGACCGAACGGCCGUGAGGUUUCACCCGGCAGCCCGGCCCUGCGGCGUUCCAUCGCGGCGCCCUUGCUGUGUGGGCAGCAGCUGUCGUUCUUUCCUUUCGCUAGCAGUUAAACUAGACUUGCUGCAACGCCGAGCGUAGGCAGUGGGUGGUCCGAGGUUUUGGUUUGUUUGCUUUAGUCACCGCUCUGGGAGGUGCCUGGGGUUUUGUGGCUUCAUACGUGGUUGUUGAAGCGUGCAUGUGAAAUCUGUGAUGCUCCAGACGCAGAGAUUGAUUCGGGAUCUCUCUCGAUGAGCUUCUUCUAGCGCAACACUUGUGAAUGGGUGGUAUCUGGUGGUACGUUUCUGUUUCUUCCUUUGUUUCCCCUUCGUUAUAAUACAAUGCGAUCACGUGUAUUAUCAUAUUUUUAUUAUCCUGCAUCUAUUAAUUUUUACAUCUUUCAAUAUAGUAUUUUUGAGCCUGCUUCUAAAGUGGUGUUCUCUUCUCUGUAGAAUUUCAUUGCUGCAUGGGAGUUAAAGCGCUUUGUGCAGCUGUCCUGUGCCAUGUGCAUGAAAAGUGCUCACAGUGUCCUGAGAGGACGUGAUUGUGAUUUCUUUCUCUUUUGCCCUCAAAAACCAGAGAUGUGGUGGAAACGCAGGAGCAUUACAAGAGCAGGUGGAGGUCUAUCUGGAUCAUGUAUCUGACUAUGUUUCUCAGUAGUGUAGAUUGAUCCGACAGCAGAUGCGAGUUUCUUGGGUUGGAUUAUAGCUUCAUACAGCAUUGGCCAAAUGGCUGCUUCUCCUCUGUUUGGUUUAUGGUCCAACUACAGACCAAGGAGAGAACCUCUUGUCGUUUCAACCGCAAUUUCAGUAGCUGCUAAUUGUCUUUAUGCCUAUGUUCACGUACCUCAUUCACACAACAAAUACUACAUGCUUACUGCACGUGCUCUCGUGGGAUUUGGAGCAGGAAAUGUGGCUGUGGUUCGGUCAUACAUUGCGGGUGCCACUUCUCUUACAGAAAGAACAGGUGCCAUGGCCAAUACCAGUGCCUGCCAAGCAGUGGGCUUCAUAUUAGGACCAGUUUUUCAGACUUGUUUUACGCUUAUUGGAGAGGAAGGAAUAACAUGGAAAUCAAUUCAUCUUCAGCUGAACAUGUAUACAGCACCAGUUCUAUUUGGUGCUCUUUUAGGAAUUAUUAAUAUUAUUCUCAUCUUUGCUAUAUUCAGAGAGCACCGAGUGGAUGACAUGGGACGGCAAUGCAACAGUAUCAAUUGUGAAGGAGAAGAAAGUGGUGUUCUGGAUCAGGAUGCAGAAGGAAACAUUGACCAUGUUGCUGUUGUAGCAGUAAAUUUUCUUUUCUUUGUCAUCUUGUUUGUGUUUGCAGUCUUUGAAACCAUAGCUACUCCGUUGACGAUGGAUAUGUAUUCCUGGACCAGGGAGAAGGCUGUUUUCUAUAAUGGGAUAAUCCUUAGUGCAAUUGGCGUUGAAUCAGUUAUUGUUUUCAUGGUGGUGAAAACGCUGUCUAAAAAGACAGGUGAACGUGCCAUACUCCAUGGAGGCUUACUGAUUGUCUUAAUUGGAUUCUUUAUCUUACUGCCUUGGGGGAAAAAACUACCAAAUAUCCAGUGGCAAGCAAUAAAGAAUAAUUCCAUUCCCCAAACAACCCCCAGUGAAAUGGUGAUGCCUUUCUGGAAUUUGCAAGUAAUACAGCUUCCAUCCAACCAUUCAGAACCUGCAGGCUGCCCCAUCACACAGUCUUGGUGCCUGAGUACUCCCAUGAUCUAUCUGGCUCAGUAUAUCAGCUCUGACAUACUAAUAGGAUUGGGCUAUCCAGUUUGUAAUGUUAUGUCCUACACUUUAUACUCAAAAAUUCUAGGCCCAAAACCUCAGGGUGUCUACAUGGGAUGGUUAACUGCUUCUGGAAGUGGAGCACGCAUACUUGGACCGGUUUUUGUGAGCCAAAUAUACACUCACUUGGGACCACGCUGGGCAUUUAGCUUAAUAUGUGGAGUGGUUGUAGUCUCUCUGUUAGUCUUGGAAGUAGUAUACAAGAGACUUAUUGCAUUUUCUGUCAGAUACGGAAGGAUGCAAGAAGAGAGGAGUUAGUUAAAUACAUAAGCAAUGAGAAGAUAAAAACAAUUUAAAAAAAUAACAGUUGCUACUAUUUGAUGGGAAUUCCUAACCACUGACCUUGGUGGAUGUGUGAUAAGAACUGCAGAUAUGUACUUAUGCAUUGACAGAACACAAAUUCAUCAUAUCCUAAUAUACUGUUAUACCUGCUGCAAUAGAGCUUUUUGUAUUCCACUUUUCUAGCAGCAGCAGAAGGAUGUGAAUGAGUUGAAUCAAUACAGUGGCACAUUUGAAAUGCUUACAUGCACAUGUGCACCAAGUGCAACAGUGAAGGUCACAGGCUAAGAAUGUCCCUUUCAGGAAACAGUAUAUCUUGAUUCUGUGAAUCAGGAUUAGUAACUCUAACUAUGAGAUUAGUUUUGCUGCAAGCACUUUGUACAGAAAAAUCACUACGUAAAUUAACUACUGGAUGCUAGUUUGCUAGCUUCUGAGCACUGGUUAAUGUAAAUUGUCUUACUUGGAACUCUACAUUAGCAGUGUAAGAACUUUAAGUGUGACAAUUGUAGAACACAUGCCUGCUUCACAAAAAUAGCUACUUAAGUUAGUUAAGAGCCAUUGGGAAAAAAAAAAAUCAAUCUUUAUGACUUACUUGAACUACAGUAAUUAAUACUCUGUUUCGGUACUGUUGCAUUCAAUGCCUUUUUAUAGCAAGAAGGUUAACCUGCAAGAGCAAAGUAUAGCUUUUCAUAACCUUACUCGAAGGAGGAGUUAGUAAGCAUAAUAGUGUACAGUUCCAUUGUUGAUGAUGAAAUUGAGUGCACUGUGCCACCACCGAGUAAUCAGUCUGAACUAAUGCUAAUUAAGUAAAAAGGAGGAAACUGAUGGUUCCUUAAAUGUUUACUUUUAUCUGUAGACUUAUUUUCUGAUAAUGUAGUGUAAGAAAUGGGUUUACCUUUGAAUCAAUUAUUUUUACUUUAGGAAGUGAAUUAUUUUUCCUUCUUAACAGGGCCGAAGUUAAUCUGUACGCAUUCAUUUGAUGUUUCAGUCCUACUGGGGAAAAAAAACCUGAAAUAACUCCAGUAAAUACAAGUUAUAGCUGCUGUUUAACAUACUUACUAUCUGAUGUUUUCUGAAUAUAUUAAUAUAUUAAUAAUAAAGUAAUGUUACUUAACUGUUAAAGCACUGAAUGACUACAGAAUUAAAAGAUGAUUUUUUCAACACCUACUCAAGUGAAUGCAAAAUGUCUUGCUGCAGAACUCCAAAACAUUAUGAAAAAUGACUUUGCUAUGUUAGUGGUGAAGAUGAACAAACAAAAACUUACAAUUACAUCAAUCACAAGUUCUUUGGACAUGAGAAAUUAGAGGCUAGAGAGUGUUUUCAAGGAGGCUAGCAGCAAUUCAAAUUUUGUGUUCUACAACUAAGUUUGUGCUGACUGUUAGGACAAAGCAUUUUUAUUAUUUUCAUGGAUUAAGGAUAAAAACAGUAAAUAUUCAAAGUACUUAAUACACCUUAACAAUACAUUGAAGAUUUCAAAUGCUUUUGCCACAGGAGUUGUAUUUUCAGCAAUUCUACUGUUAUUUAAGCUGCUACAUGAUUGUUACAGGUUAUCAGUCUUUGAAUCUUAUAAACUAUUCUUGUUGUUGAAAGGUCUUUUGGUCUAUACUGUAACUUAACUGCACUUACCUCCCUGUCACAUGUCUUUGUAAAUUAGUGGAACCAUUUUUUAAGCAUUUAUGCCUUUUCACUUCCUGGUGUUCACUACUUAGGCUUUCCUCAACUGUAUGUACACUCAGUUGGCACAUCCAAAGUGGAUUAUGCCUGAAGAUUUUCAGUGUGAGCAAUAUUACAAAUUUUUAAACACAGAGAUGGCCCAUAUGUCAUCAAGGGUGAAUUGGUACUAUGAAUGGCAGGCAUACUAUAAACAGAAAUAUUUUAAAAGCACUGAUUGCCUUGCAGCCUACCUGGUUUAUCACAGAGCUGAAAGAACGCUCACAUUCUAUCCAUGAGUGAUAAUAUAAAUGGGAAUAUCAACACAUAAGAAAUGCUUUCAAACAGCUACUCACAGUGCUGGUUCAGUUUGUUACUUGUUUAUAAUAGCGUGAUUCAUAACACGUAAGAAAGGGUAAGUGUCUGAAGUUAAUAACAACUGAUGAUUAUAUAACAAAUGGAAUCAUUUCACUACAGGAAGCGUAAUUUGCUUUUCCAAUCGAAUUUCAUCUGUACAUACUUCAGUUACCUGUAGUCUAGGGGUAGAAUACUAAACAUACAAAACCAUUGUGUGAAUGUUCAGUUCAGCAAGUGAGAAGAAGCUUUGUACAAUCAUUUUAUAGUUAUUUGCCCUGAGCUUCAUCCGUAUACCAACAUAUGAUGCUCUAAAAUAACACAUCAGCUUCUGGUACAGUUGAACUUUACUACUUACAGGAAAAGAGUCUCAAUGAACUUGAAUAUGAAACAAAGAGAGCUGGAUGCUUACCACUGCAUUUAUUUUUUGGGGGUAUAAAAUGCUUGUGCAGGGAAUUCAAAAGCUGCUGCUACAAAAAUAAAAACAAAAAGGUAUAAAACAUGUA